Messenger RNA from Pochonia chlamydosporia 170, 2061 nucleotides. Its product is annotated as C6 transcription factor. The record is from RefSeq and is a predicted model, not a curated record. The coding region runs from base 1 to 2061 and encodes 686 amino acids. The transcript has 4 exons. Gene Ontology annotation, molecular function: sequence-specific DNA binding; DNA-binding transcription factor activity, RNA polymerase II-specific; zinc ion binding. Lineage: Eukaryota; Fungi; Ascomycota; Sordariomycetes; Hypocreales; Clavicipitaceae. Gene Ontology annotation, biological process: DNA-templated transcription; positive regulation of transcription by RNA polymerase II.
AUGUCUGAGUCGGAGAGUCAUACAGCCAGCCCAUUGAGGGCGUCUACUCGCAGGCAGUCUCGCAAUCCGCGCUUGCGGCUAGCUUGCCUGAGAUGUCAGCGCCGCAAGAUCAAGUGCGAUGGUGAACUUCCUCAAUGUAAGAAUUGUAGAAACACGGGGUCGGAGUGCGUGGAUGGUGAGAGUGCGAGGUUGAAGGACUUUCCGAGAGCGUACAUUACAAACUUGAAAGACAGGGUGCGGUGGCUCGAAAGUAUUAUUCAAGAAAAAUGUCCAGAUGUGGAUUUGAGUCAGGGGCCGAAUUGUGAGGAUUUGCAGUCCGUUCUACACAGUGAAGCCACGCCCGUGAGACAAGUCGUACCCGUCCCGUCAACACUUGAUCAAAGCGAGACGAGGACAGCUUCGUCUCAUGAAAUUGGCCUUGUUUCCCUGGGAAGUAGUCAAGAUCCGCGGUAUAUCGGUCCUUCAAGUGGCUAUUUCCUCGCCAGAGUGAUGCUCACAAAGGGUUCUUCACAAGCAAUUACUGGAAGCAGGGACAUGGCGUUUACAACGGAUCUGAUUGAGACGGUCCAGAGUGCGGCAAGCCUGCCAGCGAGGGAGAUUGCCGACCAAAUUUGCGAUGCCUUCUUCGACAGUCUUCAUGCAAUGUAUCCAGUCUUACAUCGGCCCACGUUCUCCAAGCUCUUGGAUCAAAUGUACAGUUUACAAGGUGGCUCACCUGAAGUUUCCUUCCAGGUGUACAUGGUUCUCGCGAUGGGAAGUUUGGUGGUGUCUCAGAGACUCAAGGCGAGGUUGCCGGCUGAGUCGUACUGUUUGUCGGCCCUGCGAUAUUUUGAUCGUGUAAACGUUGAGAAUUCCCUGUCUGGUCUGCAGUGCUUGCUGUUGCUUCUCAUUUUUACGUUGCAUAAUCCGCAUGUCAGAGUGAAUAUUUGGUAUUUGAACUACCAGGCUAUUGCCGCGGUUGUUGACCUGGGAUUGCAACGUGACAUUACAACUCAGAGUGGAAUCUCGCUGCUUGAGCAGGAAAUGAGAACGAGAAUCUUUUGGGUGGUGUUUAUGAUGGACCGAAUCAUUGCUACUACCAUGGGCCGUCCUAUCGGUUUAAGGGAUGAAGCGUGCGACUUGAGAUUACCCCGGCUUGUGGAUGACGACGAUCUCAUGACCGUUGGGACUCCUCACUCCCAUAACUCGGUAUUCAAGCCCAUCGCAUACUCAAUACACCUUUUCCGGCUCGCCAAACUCAACUCAGAAAUCAAGUACGUCGCAAACAGCGUCGUCCGACAAACCCCCGUCUACGCAUACCCCGCCGUGAUUGACAUUUUCGAAUGGCAAACCACCAUGCUCGAGCAGAUCGAUCAGUGGGAAGAGCACAUCCCCAGCGGCGACGGCUCCCCUACAACGCAACACCUAGACGUUGUCUGUCGUAUCCAGGGGCACACAUUACGAAUGGUCCUCCUACGACCAAGUCCUGCCAUCCCCAAACCAACCAGGCAGGCGUUGGAAAAGUGUCACUUCAGCGCGCGGGAGGCAUUGAAACUCUUAAACAAACUAUACAUCAGAAACACACUUAUCCACAGCUGGUUGACGUUUCAUGCCGUUGUCCUCAGCACGUUAAGCAUAAUGUACUGCGUGAAAAUGGUGCCAGACCUCCGACAGCAAACGGAGCUGCCGGAGCUGAUGAGCGAUCUGAGCAUCGCGUCUAGUAUUUUAAGCGCAAUAGGCGAGCAUUGGGCAGGGGCGAGAAGGUGUCGCGAUAUAUUGGAUGAACUUGGUCGUUCUACGAUGAAGGAUCUCCUCACGCCGGAGAGUCAGAUGCCGGCGAGGGAGCCAAGACGACGAGGACGGACGGUACAGCGACAAGCGAAUGUGACGCCGAUAUCAUUACCCGACGUUGAUUUAUCUGCCGAUGGAAUGGGCUUCACACCUAUGAUUGAGCCUAGUGCAUUUUUUGACGACUUUCUUGGUAAUGACUCUUUUGCGAGUUGUUUCCCCGAUGAAAGUUCAAGCAACAUUGAUGAAAUUGUGCGAAACAUGUUUCAAGAUGAUACGACUGCGUUUGGAUGA